Molecule: messenger RNA, 2151 nt
Organism: Gadus macrocephalus (Pacific cod)
Lineage: Eukaryota; Metazoa; Chordata; Actinopteri; Gadiformes; Gadidae
Product: cAMP-dependent protein kinase type I-alpha regulatory subunit-like
Source: RefSeq, a predicted model, not a curated record
UUACUUGCUACCUCGCUCUCUUACUCUAGUCUCUCUUGUUGUUUUUGGACCACAUCUAACUUUUGUUCCUCUGCCUGCAGUUACCCGGAUCACUCACUCCAGCUCGCCCACCUCGCUCUUCCCCCGGCUCCCUCAUCCACUACCUGCUACCCACCUUGUUCAAUAAACCCCUUUUUAUCCCUUCAACAUCGUCUCUGUCUGCUCUUGGGUUCAGCAUCGUCCACCAUAACACUAUGUCUCGCACCCAGUGCCUGUAGCACUUGGGAAAUCUUUGGGUUUACCACACUGGCCUCAAAACGUACCAGUGAGGAUAAGUCGUCUAUCCUAUCUCCCAGAACACGCACUCUAUCUACUGCAUCUGUGUCUUCAACACGAUUGUUCUCCACAUCAUCGGCCAAACAAACUUCGGAGCGUAUCAAUAAUCUCCUCCAUUGGUGACCAUGGACCUGACACAUACAAACGUUAUUUCUAUUUAUUUUUUUAAUACAUUUUAUUGACAAUUAGCAGCCAGGGGGUACAGAAAUGGCAGACAUAAAAUACAGACACAAAAAUACAAAAUGCAGCAUUAAAUUAAAUAAAAAUAUUAUAAAGAGCACACACACUAGGUGUUUUAAUAGCUUUCCCAUUUCUAGAACAUAGAAUAUCCCCCAUGUAUUGCCUUGUUUCAUUCUCAAACACAACAAAAAGCGGUUUCUGAUUCGAGUAUUUACAUUUAUGAAUAUGCCAUUUAGCUAAUAAAAUAAUAAGGUUUAUAAUAAAAUAUUGGUUUGCUUGACUAGAGGUGUAAUUGAAGAAAACAAACAAAUCAUGUUCAAUACAAAAACAGUACAUGUUCAAUACAAGACACAUACGAACGUGAACAAGGAAAUUACGAGCAAGUGACGUAGUUCACGCCCAGACACUGAUUGGCUGAUACGUUUGCCACUUUGCAAAUUUACUUUUUGGAAAACGUUUGGAUUACGUUUUGGAAAACGUUUUGCCAAAUCUUUUGCAAAGCCUUUUGCGGAUUGAAAUGUCAUUUGAAUAUCGCAACACACGCAGCGUGGCGAAGUGGAUUGCAAUCACGGGGACGCUAUAGCUAUUUGAGUAAAGCAACUCAAAGAAUUUGACGUAAUGUUAUUCUAUUUUUAUUGUAAUAACUUUAGCAAAUUUAAUUGAUUUUUGUAUUGUUUUGAUAUAGCAGAGCCGACUCCUGAGAGCAGACGUAGGACUAUCUGAAGCUGCAUUGUCCCUUUGCAUAUUAAAAUUCACUUUGAAAAACGUAUUUACAAAUUACAUUAUAAAAUUGCAUAAUGAAUUGCCAAUUGCAUUGCCAUUUGAAUUUUGCUACAUAUACGCUUCCAUAGUUGUCUUCUUUUAAGCAGUCAAGUCAAGUGCACCACAUCAGUUUGUUUAUUUAAAAAAACAUUUCUGACUGCAAACAUGGAAGAUAAUGAUUCAAUAGCCAAACUCAGACAUUUCUCAAAACUGGACUUUCAAUCCAAAAAGGAGAUAAUAAAUGAUGGAAGACCAAUGCCGGAGCUUAACGGGUUGCUUCAAACGACGGGACAGAAAGUAACGCGGUCUUUUCAAACAGAGUGGUACCGCCGAAAAGACUGGCUUUGUGGCUGUGCUGUGGGGUAAGGACUCAAUACAGUCAAUAUCGGUUGAAGAUGCCAAAAUAAACAACUCAAAUUGAACCAUGUUCAAAUGCAAUGUUUUAUCCUAACAUCCACUGUCUCCAUUCCUUCGCCAGGACAGAAGGCUACAAUGACAUCAGGCAACAUGAGCAGCGAUGAAGAGAGGAGUAUGAGAGAGUGCGAGCAGUACGUGCAGAAACACAACAUCCAGCAGCUGCUGAAGGACUGCAUCGUCCAGCUGUGCACCUCGCGGCCAGACCGGCCAAUGGCUUUCCUCAAAGAGUACUUUGACAAACUGGAAAAGGAGGAGAGCAUGCAGAUGCUGCUGCAGCAGAAGGCCUCGGGCUCCCGCUCGGACUCCCGCUCGGAGGAGGUCCCCCCCAUGAACCCCGUGGUGCGGGGGCGCCGCCGCCGCGGGGCCAUCAGCGUCGAGGUGUACAACGAGGAGGACGCCGCCUCCUACGUCAGAAAGUCACACCUGAUCGUGACUAAACCUUUCAUCAAUGGAGAGACUGUAGUCGUGUUUGACUGA